CAUGUAAGAAGAGAGAUGGAGAAAAGUGGGGUCAGCUGAGGAAAGGAUUCUCUCUCAUAUGCAGCGGUCAGAACUCAGAAGGGAGAAGCAUCUCUUAACUUGUUCUUCUGCUUCUGCUUCUGCUUCUUCUUCUUCUCUUUCUCUUUCUAUCUCUCAUCAUUUUCAUCUCUUAAAUUUCCAUUCCGCACUCACAAUGCUCUACCCUUCAAACCCAACAUCUUCCUUUCUUCCUUAAUUUCUCCCAAAUGUCUGUCACCGACCUCAAGGACCGUCACGCCGCCGCCGCCGACACCGUCAACAACCUCAGACACCGCUUAAAGCAGAAGCGCCUCUCCUUGCUCGACACAGAUAUUUGUGAGUACGCAAAGUCUCAGGGUAGAGCACCUGUCACCUUUGGACCUACGGAUCUCGUUUGCUGUAGAACCUUGCAGGGUCAUACGGGAAAGGUGUAUUCAUUGGAUUGGACUUCUGAAAAGAGUCAGAUUGUUAGUGCAUCUCAAGAUGGGAGAUUAAUAGUGUGGAAUGCUCUAACUAGGCAGAAAAUUCAUGCCAUAAAGCUGCCUUGUGCAUGGGUCAUGACAUGUGCUUUUUCACCAACUGGUCAGUCUGUUGCAUGCGGUGGCCUUGACAGUGUUUGUUCUAUUUUCAAUCUCAAUUCUCCCACUGACAAGGAUGGGAACCUACCUGUUUCCCGGAUGCUGAGUGGACAUAAGGGUUAUGUUUCCUCUUGUCAGUAUGUUCCAGAUGAAGACACUCACUUAAUCACUGGUUCUGGUGACCAGACAUGUGUUUUAUGGGAUAUUACUACUGGCCUUAAAACAUCUGUCUUUGGAGGAGAGUUUCAGUCUGGACACACUGCAGAUGUACUCAGUAUCUCCAUUAAUGGAUCCAACUCAAGAAUGUUUGUAUCUGGUUCUUGUGAUGCAACUGCUCGAUUGUGGGAUACUCGGGUGGCAAGUCGAGCAGUGCGAACAUUUCAUGGGCAUGAGGGAGAUGUUAAUGCAAUCAAAUUCUUUCCGGAUGGAAAUAGAUUUGGAACUGGCUCAGAUGAUGGAACCUGCAGAUUAUUUGACAUUAGGACUGGACAUGAACUUCAAGUAUAUUAUCGACAGCACAGUGACAAUGACAUCCCGCCUGUAACUUCCAUUGCAUUCUCUGUUUCAGGAAGACUUCUUUUUGCUGGAUACACAAAUGGAGAUUGCUAUGUUUGGGACACUUUAUUGGCAAAGGUGGUCUUGGAUUUAGGAUCGCUCCAAGACUCUCAUGAGGACAGGAUCAGCUGUUUAGGUUUGUCAGCUGAUGGAAGUGCCUUGUGUACAGGAAGUUGGGACACAAACUUAAAGAUAUGGGCAUUUGGAGGGCAUAGGAGAACAACUUAAGCCAUUGAGGGCUACUAAAAAACCCGAUGGCCUUUGCAAGAAUGGUCAAAUUGGAGAGAAUUGCGUGGUUAUAUAACCCUUCAUUUUAGCCUUGCAACUAGUGCAACGGUUUGUUUAUGCUCAUGUCCGUUUGUCCAUGUGUGUGAUCUAGUACUAUUUCCAUUGUACUAACCGCUUCGGUAACUAUACGUUAAACCAAAAUGAAGUACUGUUUGUUUUCUAGUCU
This is a messenger RNA of Cajanus cajan (pigeon pea), 1605 nucleotides long. Its product is annotated as guanine nucleotide-binding protein subunit beta-1. Gene Ontology annotation, molecular function: protein binding. Gene Ontology annotation, biological process: signal transduction. NCBI's taxonomy places the organism in Eukaryota, Viridiplantae, Streptophyta, Magnoliopsida, Fabales, Fabaceae. The record is from RefSeq and is a predicted model, not a curated record.